Trematomus bernacchii (emerald rockcod) is the source of this 2070-nucleotide messenger RNA. It is a transcript of the gene dnajc3a, whose product is annotated as DnaJ (Hsp40) homolog, subfamily C, member 3a. NCBI's taxonomy places the organism in Eukaryota, Metazoa, Chordata, Actinopteri, Perciformes, Nototheniidae. The record is from RefSeq and is a predicted model, not a curated record. Gene Ontology annotation, biological process: protein folding in endoplasmic reticulum. Gene Ontology annotation, cellular component: endoplasmic reticulum. Gene Ontology annotation, molecular function: misfolded protein binding; protein-folding chaperone binding. The transcript has 12 exons. Bases 159 to 1664 code for a protein of 501 amino acids.
GUUUGCUGCCCCACUGUGAGUGACUGGGAAAGGAGAAGCAAUGCUCAAUAGCAGUCAACACAUGGGACUGUGGAGAAUUAAGUGAGACAUUACUUAAAAUAAGAUCGGCUGAAGUGUGAUACAUAGCGGGAUUGGACCUGUCUGAUGCACAUCUAACCAUGGUUUCCAUCGACCAUGUUGCUCACAAAGUACUGACUUACAUCCCAUAUGUUCUUGUUUUGAUUGACCUGAGAUAUGAAGGAGUGAAAUGUGGCAGGGAUGGGAGUGUGGACAAUCAUAUGGAGAUGGGAAAGAAACUGCUCGCUGCUGGCCAGCUAGCCGAUGCUCUCUCUCAUUUCCAUGCUGCUGUGGACGGAGACUCCAAGAACUACAUGGCGUACUACAGGAGAGCCACAGUGUUUCUAGCAAUGGGGAAGUCAAAGUCUGCACUGCCAGAUUUGAGCCGAGUUAUUGAACUCAAACCAGACUUCAAAUCUGCACGCCUCCAGAGAGGAAAUCUCCUCCUGAAGCAGGGAGGACUCGAUGAAGCAGAGAGGGACUUUAAGACAGUGCUGAACUCCAGCCCUAGCGACCGAGAGGAGGGAGAAGCCAAAAGUCAGCUGACAAAGUCAGAUGAAAUGCAGCGACUGGUGGCUCAGGCUCACAGGAGCUACAGCAGCCAGGAUUAUGUGACAGCUGCCGCCCAGCUUGACACUAUCAUUGAGACCUGCGUUUGGGAUGUGACCUCUCGUGAGAUGCGAGCAGAGUGUUUUAUUGAAAUGGGAGAGAUGGGGAAAGCCGUCAGUGACCUCAAAGCUGCAUCCAAGUUAAAGAAUGACAACACCCAGGCUUUCUACAAACUCAGCAUCAUCUACUAUAAUCUUGGAGACCAUGAGAUGUCCCUAAAUGAGGUGCGCGAGUGCCUGAAGCUUGAUCCUGAUCACAAACAGUGUUACAGUCAUUACAAGCAGGUCAAGAAGCUCAACAAACAAAUCCGGUCUGCAGAGGAACUCAUCCAAGAGCAGAGGUAUGAAGAGGCAGUGAGCAAAUAUGAAGCCGUGAUGAAGACCGAGCCCAACGUGCACCAUUUAUCUCUCCUUGCCAAGGAGCGCAUGUGUCAUGCGUUGGCUCAGGGCCAGCAGACGAGCAGAGCGGUCUCAGUGUGCGGCGAAGUCCUCAAAUCAGACCCGGAGAACGUCAACGUGCUGAAAGACAGAGCCGAGGCCUACAUCCAGGAGGAACAAUAUGAAGAAGCUAUUCAGGAUUAUGAGACUGCUUCAAAACACAGCGAGAACGACCGGCAGAUAAAAGAAGGCCUGGAGAAAGCUCAGCGACUUCUCAAACAGUCCCUCAAGAGGGAUUACUACAAGAUCCUGGGAGUGAAGAGAAAUGCACAGAAAAAGGAAAUCACCAAAGCCUACAGGAAACUGGCACAACAGUGGCAUCCGGACAACUUCCAUAAACCAGAAGAAAAGAAGAAGGCUGAGAAGAAGUUUAUAGACAUCGCUCAGGCCAAAGAGGUUCUCACUGACCCAGAGAUGAGAACCAAGUUUGACCACGGGGAGGACCCCAUGGAUCCAGAGAGCCAGCAGGGUCGUUCUCACCAUCAGCACUUCCAUCAAGGCUAUCAGGGUUUCAAUCCAUUUGGCUCUGGACCCUUCAACUUUAAAUUCAACCACAACUGAGGGAGCUCAUAUCCAGCACAGCUGGAGCGUUUCUCCUAUUUUCCUCCCCAUUUAAGAAGGGAGAUCAGGGACAUAAGGAAUGCUAGGAAUGUCCUAAGUCUCUCAACAAAUGUGGAGCAAAUUGUGACUUUAAUUCAGUGACCUUAAUUAAAUAAUGCAUUUUUGUUGUUGAAUGAUACAACUUUGAAUUCCGUUUGGGGAAGGUCUGUUGCUAUGCUAACAAAUAUCUGCCAUGUGUGAAGCAGCUUUUAUGUCAAGUAGUUAAUUCUGACACAUCUUCUCCACGUUCACUAAGAUACACAUCCAUUCAGAAGGUGCACUUUGUACAUAGGUACACUGCUAUUUUUAUAUGAAUGGAGUUUUUCUGAACUGUAAAUAAAGAAAUAUUUAUGUACCUUGAGUUGAA